Solanum verrucosum is the source of this 1185-nucleotide messenger RNA. Its product is annotated as vicilin Car i 2.0101-like. Lineage: Eukaryota; Viridiplantae; Streptophyta; Magnoliopsida; Solanales; Solanaceae. The transcript has 6 exons. The record is from RefSeq and is a predicted model, not a curated record. Bases 1 to 1185 code for a protein of 394 amino acids.
AUGGCAAUUUUCACUAAAUUACCAAAGCUUUUAUUUGUCUUCUUCUUCUUGUUGAUCCUCAUCUCUAUGUUUAUUGCUUGUCAAUGUGAAUGUGAUCAUGAAAAAGAGAACAACAAUCCUUACUUAUUUGAAUCACAUAUGUUUAAAUCUCGAUUCAAAUCAAAACAUGGUGAAUUUCGAGUCCUCAAUAAAUUCACUCAACUUCUUCGAGGAAUCGAAAAUUACAGAGUUGGAGUACUUGAAUUUGAACCUCUUUCUUUCAUGCUUCCUCAUCACUUUGAUGCUCAACUCUUACUUCUUAUUGUUAGAGGGAGAGGAAGUGUAAGUAUAGCAGAAGAAGAUGAGAAGAACUCCUUCAACUUAGAGCAUGGAGAUGUAAUCAGUGUUUCUGCAGGUUCAACAAUCUACUUCACCAACACAGAUAACAAAGAAAAGUUCUCGGUUUACGUGCUAGCCAAGGCCGUUAACGUUCCUGGCAAGUUUCAGGAAUUCUUUAGUGCUGGAAGUGAAAAUCAAGAAACCUUCUACAGAGCAUUCAGCAACGAUAUCCUGGAAACUGCUUUCAAUACUCCAAGGAACAGGUUAGAGAGGCUAUUUGGACAACAAAAACAGGGGAUAAUAAUCAAAGCCAGUGAAGAGAAAAUUCGAGCUAUUAGCCAACCCGGCUCGCGCUCCAUUAGAGGUGAAACGCGAGGUCCUGUCAAUGUAUUGAACCAACGCCCAUUAAUUGGUAAUAGAUUUGGACAAUACUUUGAAGCAGCCCCAGAGAGAUUCGAACACUUGAGGGAUUUGGAUGUUGCUGUUGGUAUCAUGAACAUCAACCAAGGUGGAAUGAUAUUACCAGUCUACAAUACAAGGACUACAUGGUUGGUAAUGGUUGCACAAGGGAAUGGGCGGUUCGAAAUGGUUAGUAGCCAAAGCCAGGAGAGACGAGGCCAUAACUACCAAAAGGCGGUCCGAGGUUGUCUAUCAGUUGGUGAUUUUUUUGUAAUUCCGGCAGGAUAUCCUAUAACAGUUAUAGCCAACGGCGAUUCUAAUCUCAGAAUGGUUGGUUUUGGAAUCAAUGGUCAUAACAACAUGUUAAACUUCCUUGCAGGUCAAGAAAGCAUAUGGAGAAAUGUAAACAGAGAAGCAAAAGAGUUGUCAUUCAAUAUGCCAGCAAGGGAGGUUGAAGAAAUAUUAUAG